Molecule: messenger RNA, 3137 nt
Organism: Eurytemora carolleeae
Lineage: Eukaryota; Metazoa; Arthropoda; Copepoda; Calanoida; Temoridae
Product: arylsulfatase B
Exons: 17
Coding region: 504-2501 (665 amino acids)
Source: RefSeq, a predicted model, not a curated record
ACGGAAGUGUGAAUAUGAUUGAAAAGUUUACAUAGUUAAAAAAGGUAUCAAUAUUUUUUCAAAAUUGGGGUUUGUUGCCAAAUGCUCUAGUACGCUCCUGUUAAAUGAGGUAACGCUGUCGGUGAAAUUAUCAAAUUAAAAAGUGGUGGUGGUGGUGGUGGGGGGGUAUUGGUUAGAUUAGGGGGGGGGCCUUGGUUAUCCCACCAGGAUGUAUGGAGCGACACACAGCGCCGGCUGGGAAAGGAUAAAAAGGAGACUCAACUUUACAUCUAUCUAUAUACUGUCUGUUUGUAACUUUGUUGCCUGGAAAAUUUUCAGAUUUUUGUAAAAUUGUGAAAAAUCCACAAAAAAUAGUAAAUUCGCGAACUUUUUUAUUCUUGUUUCAUCAAAGAUAAAAUGCUGAAGACUAAACAAUAAUUAUAGGUUGAAAUAUAUAGCCUAAUUGCUUUCCAACAACUUUAAUAACGAGUCAGAUUGAUUGAUUGAUUGAUUCCUACUGUACCAUGUACAUGUGUACAUUUGAAAAACUAUUAAAAUCUCUGUACAGUAACAUCUCUUCUAUUCGUACAUUUUACUUUCUUGAACUACUGUACAGUGAAGUAGAUACAACUGCAGUACACUACAAAACGUCAACCAAAAUGCAAAAAUACAACAAUAAAAUUUUAGGUUGGAAUGAUGUGUCCUGGCAUAACAAAAACAUAUUUUCACCAAACAUAGAAAGUUUGGCUGCUGAAGGUGUUCUUCUAGAUCAAUAUUAUGUAUUGCCAACAUGUACACCCUCCAGGGUGGCCAUGAUGACAGGAAAAUAUCCUUACAGUAUGGGAAGACAGCACAUGUAUAUAAAACCUUUAAUGCCAGCUGGACUUCCUGUUAAUGUCAAGAUAAUGCCACAGUAUUUUAAAGAGGCUGGAUAUGUAACUCAUGCCAUUGGUAAAUGGCAUUUAGGAUACUGUCAUCAAAACUAUACUCCAACCAACAGAGGAUUUGAUUCAUUCUAUGGAUUCUACUUGGGAUCUCAGGACUAUUAUUUGCACAACAAGAUUGAAAAUAUGGAUACUGGAUAUGACUUUAGGUUCAAUGAAGACAUUCUUAGAGGACCAGAAGUUGAAGGAAAAUACUCAACCGACUUGUUUGUAAACAGAGCAAAUACACUAAUUGAAGAACACAAGGAUGGAGACAAACCAUGGUUCACAUAUCUGUCAUUUCAAAGCGUACAUGAUCCCAUUCAGGUUCCCCGUGAAUACACAAGCAAUCUGUGUAGGUACAAAGACCAGACUAGAUUCUACUACAGUGCUAUGGUGCAUGCACUGGAUAGUGCAGUGGGCAAGGUGAUAGACGGACUAAAAAAAUCUGGGCAGUAUGAGAACACAAUAAUAGUGUUUACCACUGACAAUGGUGGAGCAGUAAACGCUGGUGGUAAUAAUGCACCCCUCAGAGGAACCAAGGGGACCCUCUAUGAAGGGGGAACAAGAGGAAUCGGGUUUAUUCAUUCUCCUCUACUCAAACAGACAAAAUACACUAACAAGAAUCUAAUGCAUGCAGUGGAUUGGUUGCCAACCCUUCUCACAGCUGUGGGUCAAUCUAAUUUAACAGAGGAGCUUGAUGGCAUGGACCACUGGGCUUCUAUUAAUUCAGAAAAAGAGGCUCCCCCCAGAGAUGAGAUGGUUUACAACAUAAAGGAGAAACCCUUCAAAGCUGCAUUACGAAAGGGAAAGUACAAAUUGCUGUGGGGCAGCUUGUCACAAAAGGAUACUUGGUUCCCAGCUGCAGAAGAAAUCAUAAACAAAAACUCUUGCGAUAACAUUAUCAGCAGCCGAUCUAAAACUCCUUUAGUGAAUAAAAACCAAGAACGUUUCAUUGAACCACACACAAUUGAUACUGUUGAGAGUCUUUUUCUAAACAUCAGUGAAGAUUUUGACUACGAGGAUGAGAAUAAAGAACUGGAGGCCCUUCAAUACCAAGCUUAUGAAUCUCAAAGACGAGGAUAUCCAGAUGAAUAUUAUUAUGAGGAUGACAUCUCCAACCAAGAGAUUCAAGAAGAGGAUGGUGAAGAAGAAAACUUUGAGAGCAUAGAACUUAUGGACCAAGAAAAGGAAGGAAGUAUGGAGGCUAACUCCAGCUUUGCACGUGAGGCAAGGAACAAAAAACACUUUGAGAGGAAUCAGAAAAGUCGAAAACACAAAAAAGGUUUGCAAAACAAAGGUGGAAACAAAAAGAAGAAACAUCCUUCUGGUAACUUCAAGAGAAGAUUUACCAACAAGAAUGGGGUCUUAAUUAAACCAUGGGGCAAAACCUUUCUGUAUGAUCUACAGGCUGACCCUGAAGAGCGCAUAGAUUUAAGCAAUGAGUAUCCUGACAUUGUUAGUGAUCUUAAAGACAGAGUUAUGAGACACUUUGAAAAACUUCUUCCUAGAUUUGCCCCAGAUGAUUUAGAGGCUGGAUAUCCAAAAUAUUGGGGAGGAGUCUACAGUCCUGGUUGGUGUGAAGCUAAAUAUAUUUGAGUAUAUGUAUAGAUUUAUUAAUAAUAAAAAAAUAAAAUUCAUAUCUUAGAGCAUUGUGCAACAAAAGUUCAACAGAGCAUAAUAAUUUUUUGAAGUUUUUAAUUACAAAUUUGUUUUAAAGUCAACUCUGUAGUUUAAAACCUCAUACUUCUUUUUACAAACCGGGAGGUCUGAGGGGGGGGGGGUAUCCUCCCCCCACCCCCAAAAAAAUGCCUUUUAAAAUAAGUUUGGAUGUGAAGUUAUUAAACAAAUUUUUGAAGCCUAGCUAACUUAAGAAAAAACAGUGACAAGUAUAACAAUAUUCUUUGUAAAAGGUGUAUGUUAUAAUGUUUAUAUAAUAUUUACAUAAUAUUUAUAUAAUAUUUAAAUCAUUUAAGCUUUUCUCAAAUCACCCGGACCACUCUUCAACUGUAAGUUAUGUAGCCUAACUGACAAUUAUGUACCCUUACUGAUGCAAUACAUUUUUUUGAAAACAAAUAUUCCGUUAAUUAAUAGUUUUGAAAAGUCUAUAUACUUAAAGGACUUGUAUAAAUGAAAGGAAUAUGACAAACCACCAAACUAUUCUUCAGAAAAUUGUUUGUUCAGUAAAAGGUUAGGUGAGGUAAGAUUAGGUUAGGCUUUGUUUAAAAAAAAUUG